ACUUCUUGAUCUGCUCCCGCCAAAACUCGCCGCGCUCGCUGCCAUUUUCGUAAACAAAUGUGGCGCGCGGUGGUGCUGUCUGGUGCUGUCGGAGUUCUACAGCCUUGGUGCUGUCGGUUGUGUUGUGUGGUGUAGAACUCUCGCCGUUUUUACAAGGCUGCUGUAGUUGCCGGCCCCGAAGCUGCCCGUCAUGCCGUCCCCGGCUCGCACGCCGACCCGCCGCGGCCGCACCGGCUCGGCAGCCUCGACCCCGAGCCGCGCCUCACCGCGCUCCGGGCGCGCCUCGUCCCGUGCCGACUCCGGCGCGCCGCUGCCGCCGGCCGAGUCGCCGGCGCCGUCCGAGGCGGUGCCGCCCAGCGUCUCCUCGGACCAGCAGGCGGCCAGCUCUCCGGCGCUCUCCCGGCUGGGCGCGCCGGCCAGCGUCAUCAGCGGCCCGGCCAGCGUCGUUAGCGAGAUCGACCUCGGCUCGCCGCUCAACUAUGGCACGCCCAGCUCGCUGGGCUCUCUGCGCACCCCGCGGUCCAGCGCGCGCGGCACACCCGUGCGACACCGUUCGGACCUGCGCUCCGACCGCGUCAUGCGCCAGGUCAACGUGGGCGAGCCGGACGCCGCCGCGGAGGGCGGUGAGCCGGAGCGUGCCCCGUCUGCCGCCGCCGGCGACGGCGCCGCGCCGACUCCCGUGCCGCAGGGCCCCCAGCUGGUCAUCUGGGGCACCGACGUGGUGGUGAGCACGUGCAAGGAAAAGUUCCGCCGCUUCCUGGAUACGUUCGUCGACGCCGUGGAGGAGGAUGAGCGCGUGGAGAACAUGGACGAGUCCGGGCCGCUCUACAUGCAGAAGCUGCGAGAGAUUCACCUGGUGGAGGAGCCGUUUCUCAACAUCAACUGCGCACACCUGCAGCAGUUUGACGGCGACCUCUAUCGCCAACUGGUCUGCUAUCCGCAGGAGGUGAUUCCGACGUUCGACAUGGCCGUCAACGAGAUGUUCCACGAGCAGUACCCGGAGACGGCCCUCCAGCACCAGAUCAUGGUGCGCCCGUUCAACGCUAACAAGACACGCAACAUGCGCGCGCUCAACCCGGAGGACAUCGACCAGCUCAUCACCAUUAGCGGCAUGGUGACGCGCACCUCGAACGUCAUCCCCGAAAUGCGCGAGGCGUUCUUCCGGUGCACUGUGUGCUCCAACACCAUGUCCGUCGACAUUGACCGUGGCCGUAUUGCUGAGCCGGUGCUCUGCACACACUGCAACACCAAGUUCUCCUACACUCUGAUCCACAACCGGUCGCAGUUCUCGGACAAGCAGAUGGUGAAGCUGCAGGAGUCGCCGGACGACAUGCCACCCGGCCAGACGCCGCACACGGUGCUCGCGUAUGCGCAUAAUGAUCUGGUGGAUGCUGUACAGGCCGGAGACAGGGUCACCGUCACAGGCAUAUACCGGGCGGCGCCGCUGCGCGUCAACCCGCGCAUGCGCAGUGUGAAGGCGGUCUACAAGACGCACAUUGACGUCAUCCACUUCCGCCGGCUGGACACGAAGCGGCUGCGGGGUAUCAGCGGCGACGGUAACCCGAUGACUCUGACUCCGGAGCGUAUCGAGACUCUGAAGGAGCUCUCCCGGAAGGAGGACGUGUACGAGCGACUGGCGCGGGCCAUCGCGCCCUCCAUCUACGAGAACGAGGACAUCAAGAAGGGCAUUCUGAUGCAGCUCUUCAGCGGCACGCAGAAGGACUUCUCAGACUCGGGACGCGGCAAAUGGAGGUCGGACAUCAACAUUCUGCUGUGCGGUGACCCGGGCACGUCCAAGUCUCAGCUGCUGCAGUACGUUUAUAACCUGGUGCCCAGGAGCCAGUACACCUCGGGCAAGGGCUCCUCGGCGGUCGGUCUCACCGCCUACGUCACCAAGGACCCGGAGACCAAACAGCUGACGCUGCAGACAGGCGCCCUGGUGCUGGCCGACAACGGCAUCUGCUGUAUCGACGAAUUCGACAAGAUGAGCGAGGCGACGCGCAGCGUGCUGCACGAGGUGAUGGAGCAGCAGACUCUGAGUAUCGCCAAGGCCGGUAUCAUCUGCCAGCUGAACGCUCGCACCUCGCUACUGGCGGCGGCCAACCCGUGCGAGUCGCAGUGGAACAAAAACAAAACCAUCAUCGAGAACAUUGAGCUGCCGCACACGCUGCUCUCCAGGUUCGACCUGAUCUUCCUGAUGCUGGACCCUCAGGACGAGGCGUUUGACCGGCGACUGGCCCGCCAUCUGGUGUCGCUCUACUACACUGCCGACGAGGCCCAGGAGGAUGAGAUCAUGGACAUGGGAGUGCUUCGCGACUACAUCGCCUACGCCAAGGCCACGUUCCAGCCGACCCUCACCGACGCCGCUUCGCAGAGACUCAUCUCGGCAUACGUCGACAUGCGCAAGGUGGGCAGCGGGCGCGGUCAGAUCACCGCCUACCCGCGCCAGCUGGAGAGCCUCAUCCGGCUGGCCGAGGCGCACGCCAAGAUGCGCUUCUCCAACUCUGUGGAGUUGCCGGACGUGGAGGAGGCGUGGCGGCUGCACCGCGAGGCGCUCAAACAGGCCGCCACCGACCCGACCUCAGGCCGUAUCGACAUAUCGAUCCUGACCACGGGCCUGUCGGCGGCCGGACGCAAACGUCGGCAGGAGGUGGCCGCCGCCCUGAAGAAGGUGCUCAAGGAGCGCGGCUCGGCACCGACCGUGCCGCUCACCAAACUCUACCAGGAGCUGCGCGAGCACUCGGACAUCAUGAUCACCCGCGAGAUGUUCGAGGAUGCCAUCAAGGACCUGCAGGACGAUGACGUCAUCAUGAUGGCCGGCCGGCACACGGUGCGCGUGCUCCACUGAUGACGUCAUCACAGGGACGCCGCCGGCGGGGAGCCGCACCAGGCAGGUCCCGGCCAACUCUGUCCCUGGCUGGGUUCAACGGGGGCUGAGAGCUCACCGCUCGUUGUGUGAGCGAGUCUGCCGGGGUGUGUGGUGGCAUAGCCGAUACUGUCUAAGAAGGCUAAGUUGGAAGAGAGCUGUAUGCCGUCUCUCGCUGCCUGAGAUGGCGGUAGUUUCCAACUAAGCAGUGGUUCUGACGGUAGUUUCCAACUAAGCAGUGGUUGGAUGAUCCAUCUGGUUGAAGUGAGAGGCGUUUGGGACCGAAUCGGCUCAGUCUCCUUUGUGCGUCUUUGUUAUCUCCUGUGCUAGUGCUAUCUUCCCUGCUCGUAGCUAGGCAUUUAGGGCCUGUUCCAGCGCCUCCAGUCAAAGUUAUUUACUGAUGGCUCUUCGAGAAAGUUAUAAGCUUUUAUUGGAGGCACUAGAAUGCAAUGUUUGCACAGAAUGGAGGCACAGAAUGCAAGAAAGUAUGUUUCAUUUUUUUAAAGUGUGAUUCUAUAUACAACUAUAAAAUAAUUCAAAAGACCAAGCUUCCAUAUUCUGUAAACGCUACAUUUGCGCCGUUGCUGUAGACCAGAGCCUCCAGUUAAUUGUGGACCUCGCAACUGACUGGAGGCUGCUGGAUGUUUCUGGUGGCGCUACAACGCUGACUGGAUAAUUCUGGAGCUUUCUAGAGCGUUCAGGUGUUUUCAGGGGGCGCUGGAACAGACCCUUGCUAUGCCGGUAGCUAGUUGAUCGCUAGUUAUGCUAUCAGCCGUUAAAGCACGCUAAGCUAUCCCAUUAGUAUGCUCAUAGUGCCGCUGGCUCUCAACUAGAGUGCUCUCGACUAUUGAGUGCUCUGAAACACAAACCACAGUGGAGUGGAAGGAACCGUACCUGAUUGCGUUCGGUUUCGUUGGUACCUACAAUAGGACGCGUUAUAAAUGGACCUGUUUCAGUCCACGCAGCAGAGGACAAUUUGAUGGGUGCGCUAUCGACAUUUACCGAUUUUGGAUCAUUUUCGAUGGAACUCUUGUGACUGAUAAGCCGAUGAAAACAGUUCUAGCAGUGCCUUGGGAGGAGUAUUGGUCUACUCCCGAUAUCGAUUCGUUUUUGUACAAUAAACUGUUUUUGCUA
Molecule: messenger RNA, 4000 nt
Organism: Amphibalanus amphitrite
Lineage: Eukaryota; Metazoa; Arthropoda; Thecostraca; Balanomorpha; Balanidae
Product: DNA replication licensing factor MCM4-like
Exons: 14
Coding region: 191-2848 (885 amino acids)
Biological process (GO): DNA replication; DNA strand elongation involved in DNA replication; mitotic DNA replication initiation
Cellular component (GO): MCM complex; nucleus
Molecular function (GO): ATP hydrolysis activity; single-stranded DNA helicase activity; single-stranded DNA binding
Source: RefSeq, a predicted model, not a curated record